AUUAAUCUUUACUCUUUUUCUCGAACAUCUUAUAGAUCCACCCUGGGUACCGUCGUAUUUUUAAAUAAUAAAUACAAGCAAUGGAUACAUUUCUGGAUUUGUCCAGACUCAAAAAGAAUUGGAGAGUCUGCUGGAGGUCCACUCAAGGGCCACACUGACAUCGUUUGUCAAAUGGUCUGAACACAUAAAAGAUGGCACCAAAGAGAGGCAUCUAUGGCAGGUGGACGAUUUCAAUGAAGACACCCCUCUAUGUGUAAAGAAAAGAAUGGUCCUUGCUUGUCAGCAUGGCAAAGCUCGACAGAAAAAAGAAAAGGAGAAACGUUCAGCAGAGCAUGUAUACACAAAAAAACUUUUUCAUGUCCAAAAUGGGAAGAAGUUGGACUGCCCAGCUAAACUUUUCAUUCGGCAUGUGCUGAGAUAUGACUCAUUCAGUGUGAGAGGGGAUGCCACAAAAUCCCAUAAAGAAGACACUAUGAGAAAUCUUAAGAUAGCACUUCAAAACUCAGAAAACCCACCAACCUCUACAUUCAUUCAUCUAAAAAUUCCUCUAUUGGAAGUUCACAAUAAUACAAUUGGAGCAGGAUCCUGUUUUUCAAGACCAAUCCAUCCAAAACUAAAAAAUCAAAUUCAGGUGAUGGUCGGACAAGGGAUAACUAAUAUAGCUUUCGUGAAGAGAGCCUUGAAGCAGUAUGUGCUAAAUGACUUGUGUGGAGAGGAUCUCCAGCGGCCGCACAACAACGAUGAAGCAUAUUUUCCAUCGAACACAACUAUCCAGAAUCACAUUCACAUGGCAUUAGUGGCUGGUCGUUACUCUGCGCUGGAUCAGGAGAAUCUUGCAAAGAAAGUGGCAGAAUGGAAGGUUGAAGAUGAGGGCAAUCGUUUCUUCUUUAGAAAAUGCACAAAUGGAGGAGAUGAAGAUCUAGAGCAUCAGUUUCUUUUCAUACAUCAGCACCACAAACAAAUACGGCUCCUGCAGCGAUAUGGGGAAAUGGUUCUUUUGGAUGCUACAUACAAAACCUCAAAAUAUUCCAUGCCACUGUUUUUUUUGGUUGUUCGAACCAAUGUUGGCUACAAACCUGUAGCAGAGUUUGUAUGUGAGAGUGAAACUACAAAGUCCAUUGCAGAAGCACUGGACAUCUUGAAGACAUGGAAUCCUCAGUGGACUCCAAAGUACUUCAUGACAGAUUACAGUGAGCAAGAGAUCCAGGCCCUCGCCCAAGUGUUCCCCACUGCAGUAACACACCUAUGUGCAUUCCACAGAGAGCAGGCCUGGCUCCGCUGGACUAAAGAUGAAAUGGUGCAGAGCCUAUGCGCCAGAGGCAUUUAAUGUGUCAGUCACCACCAACAAUGGAGUUGAAACCAUGAAUAAAAAUCUGAAGGCAUUCUACCUGAAAAUCUCCGGUACUGGGACUCUCUCUUCUCUAAUGGGAACAGUUGUUCGAGAAUUUAUUCCUGACAAAAUGAAAGGCUACGAGCGGCUGAAUUACAAUCAAUCCACAAGCCACAAGAGCUACAAUGAGGAUGUACCAGAGCACCUCAAAAACCGACCAAGAGAUGUGGUCCUCCACUGCUUGAGAAGCAUCAGUUCUGCUUCCCAUUUCACUGCUCAAGAUGUUGUGGAUAAAUGUGAUGGUACAUGCCUAGUCAGAAGUGAGCAAUCUCCCCUCUUUUACUCCGUCAACCUUAGAGGGCCGUUGUGUGAGUGUGGUGCAUUUCAAGAUUCUUACCUACCAUGCAAGCACAUGAUUGCCAUUUUUAA
Messenger RNA from Gadus chalcogrammus (walleye pollock), 1759 nucleotides. RefSeq lists its product as uncharacterized. Gene Ontology annotation, molecular function: DNA-binding transcription factor activity. Lineage: Eukaryota; Metazoa; Chordata; Actinopteri; Gadiformes; Gadidae. The coding region runs from base 266 to 1327 and encodes 353 amino acids. The transcript has 5 exons. The record is from RefSeq and is a predicted model, not a curated record.